UUUAUUGGUCCGAAAAUGGGUUGGAACGAGAGAGAGAGAGAUGGAAACGACGAGCUUAGGAGGAGGAGGAGGAGGAAGAGGAAUUCCGGGGGAGGAUCCAAAGAUAGUGUGGAACGAGGCCCAGCGGAGGUUCGAGACGGAGGAUAAGAAGGCGUAUUUAGAGUACGUGGUGAGAGAGAGAGAGAGGGAGGAGGAUGGUAAAGGUAAAGUAGUGAUGGAGUUGCUCCACACCUUCGUCCCUCCUUCCAAGAGAGGCUUGGGUCUGGCUUCUCACCUCUGUGUUGCUGCCUUCAAUCACGCCAAAUCCCGCUCCCUUGCCAUCAUCCCCACUUGCACUUACAUCUCCGUCAGUAUCUCUUCUCUUCUCUUCUCCACUGACACUUUUCUUCCAAGGAACCCUUCUUGGAAUUCUCUCGUGUAUUUGGAAGAUAUCAAAGCAAUUAUCAGGAACAGUAGUAUGUGAAGAAACAAUCCAAUUUCAACUCCAACUUGUCAAUGGGUAAUAAAAUAAUAUCUGGCUUUCUUUCCAAGCCUUAUCAUCAUCAUUAAGUGAUUGUGUAUUAUAUUUGUAUUUCAGUUACAAUUCUAUCUAAUAUCGUCUUCUCAAUCACUUAUUGUAAUUCAGCCUGUGCCCUUUUCUUCACUCAA
This is a messenger RNA of Humulus lupulus (European hop), 648 nucleotides long. RefSeq names its product acetyltransferase At1g77540-like. The record is from RefSeq and is a predicted model, not a curated record. The transcript has 2 exons. Bases 41 to 463 code for a protein of 140 amino acids. Lineage: Eukaryota; Viridiplantae; Streptophyta; Magnoliopsida; Rosales; Cannabaceae.